AAACCCGAAGGCCACGGCUGAGCAAGUCUUCAUAUAAUUGAAAACAACUCGAUUUGGCCCCUCUCUCUCUUUUCUCUCUCUCUCAUUAAUAUCAUUUAGUGGACCGCGAGAGUCUCCGGAGAAGAAGAUUCGGUUCGGAAGUGGAGGAGCAAAUGGCGAAGCCCGGAGGUAUUAGCAACGUCGACGGCAAGGAGAACACCCUCGAGAUCGAGGGCCUCGCUCGUUUCGCCGUCGAGGAGCACAACAAGAAAGACAAUGCGAUGCUGCAGUAUGUGAAGGUCGUUAAGGCGAAGGAGCAGGUGGUUGCGGGCACCGUGUACUACAUCACCAUCGAAGCGAAGGAUGGCGAUGCCAAGAAGCUGUACGAGGCCAAGGUUUGGGUGAAGCCGUGGAUGAAUUUCAAGGAGGUCCAGGAAUUUAAGCUUGUCGAAGGUGCCCCCGGCGAGUCUAGCGCUUAGCUUCAGGUUUCAGGGCGACUGAAGAUAUACAUCUAGGCCUGCUUGCUGUUUUCCAGGAGGAACCAAAGAGAAAGGCACAUAAUAAAGUUGAAGGCGUUUCCAUGUUAGGAAAAUAAGCUGCUACUUUUUUUUCUGAAUUUGCUUGUAAGGGCAUAAGAAUGUUGCUACCGAUGUACUUAUUAUUAUGUUCGGUGUAGAUCUUGACACAUAAUUUAUAUUCUGUACGUCUGCUCUAUUUCUUACCUUUCAGUUUGGUGCUUUGACAAUGUGUUACGUAAAGCUGAAGUAAUUUCCUCUUAUUGUUCAAA
Molecule: messenger RNA, 766 nt
Organism: Eucalyptus grandis
Lineage: Eukaryota; Viridiplantae; Streptophyta; Magnoliopsida; Myrtales; Myrtaceae
Product: cysteine proteinase inhibitor A
Exons: 3
Coding region: 153-458 (101 amino acids)
Molecular function (GO): cysteine-type endopeptidase inhibitor activity
Source: RefSeq, a predicted model, not a curated record